This is a messenger RNA of Lathyrus oleraceus (garden pea), 627 nucleotides long. RefSeq lists its product as uncharacterized. The record is from RefSeq and is a predicted model, not a curated record. The coding region runs from base 1 to 627 and encodes 208 amino acids. Gene Ontology annotation, molecular function: zinc ion binding; nucleic acid binding. The transcript is spliced from 2 exons. NCBI's taxonomy places the organism in Eukaryota, Viridiplantae, Streptophyta, Magnoliopsida, Fabales, Fabaceae.
AUGAAGCAGAUGAAGUCCUUGUUUGAAUUUCAUGAAACCCUAGAAGUGGUUAAUAAUGACGUUUCUAAGCUUGUUGAGAAUGCAACCGAUGCUCAGAGAGUCACGAAUAAGGAGGCGAAGAAGAAAGAAUCUAUUCAAGAAUCCAACAAUCAUGAAACCCUAAAACUUGAAGAUUUGGUUGGCUCGUUGGAGGCACAUGAUAUUAGGAUUGUCGAAAGAAAAGGGGUUCAAGAUUCAAUACAAGCACUGCAAACUCAGGCUUGGAAUAAACAUUGUGGUUCCAAUAAGUUCAAAGGCAAAGGAGAUAAGACUCAAAGCAAGAAGUCUUGGUUGAACCCUCAAAAGCAUAAGGUCGGUGACAAGGCUUCUGAAUCCUCGAAAAGAGGAGAAGGAAAAUCCUAUCAGAAAUACAAAGAGAAAAAAGGUGUGCAUUGUUAUAACUGUGAAAAGUGGGGUCACUUGGCCAAGAAUUGUUGGUACAAUAAAGUCAAGGGAGUGACAAAAGGCAAGGAAGAAGGAGCGAACCUUGCACACCAAGAUUCAGAUGAAUAUGAAGAUAUGAUGGUUAUGGAUAUAGUUGCAGAUGACUAUGUCGACUCCAAUAUCUGGUUCCUCGACUCGGGUUGA